This is a messenger RNA of Prunus persica (peach), 2302 nucleotides long. RefSeq lists its product as uncharacterized. The transcript is spliced from 5 exons. The record is from RefSeq and is a predicted model, not a curated record. The coding region runs from base 770 to 1963 and encodes 397 amino acids. NCBI's taxonomy places the organism in Eukaryota, Viridiplantae, Streptophyta, Magnoliopsida, Rosales, Rosaceae.
AUAAAAAAUAUGAUAAAUAAAACCACGUACACUGUACAGAACCACUUUCAUAGCCCCCCUCUUCCUCUCUCUCUCCUCCUUUCCUAAUCCUUAAACCUCCAUUAAUGACACAACCAGUGAGAGAGAGAAAAAUAAUCAACACGAUAUCAACACGACACGAUAACUUCGUGCUAAUUCGCGUCGGAUUAACGGAUCGUGUGUAAUAUUGUCACGUCUAGUCUCUUCAAUCUGUUGCUUGCUUCGCUUCAAAAUCCCUCACAAACAAAACCCGCGACUUUUUUCUUUCUUCCUUUCAUAAUUUUUUUUCAAAAAAAUUUCCCACAACACAACGCUUCGGAAGCCUAUUGUCGUUUCAAAACCAAAACCUCAGACUUCUCAACGCCUCCAUCUCUGCCGACAAAGGAGUUCCUCAUUAUCACGCUGUUGGGUCGCCUGUUUCUGAUAGUUGCGCGUGAAAAGCAUUAAAUUAUCCGAAUAUAGCGAAGGGAGGGUUAAAGAUAUUUGCUUUCCAUUUUUGGCAAAAAGGUACCAACACCUCGGCUCUCUUUUCACUUUAUUCUUCAGCUUAGGUUGAGCUUGACGAUUCUUCCAGUUUUGACUUCCUCUAAGGUGUACUGCGUCAGAGAAUUGAACCCUCCGGGCUUCGCCAUCUGGUUUGGAAACUGCUUUUUCGGAGCCAAAUCAGGUACUUGCACAUGUUUCCUCACUGAACAAAUUCCUUUAUAAGGUGUCAGUCUAGAGUUGUUUUUUCCCAGAGUUGUGCGUGAAAAUGGGGUUUCAGACACGACCCAUGAGUAGAAAUUUCAGCCAAGAUGAAGCGGAAGAUGAUAUUGCUAGCAUUUCGCAUUUGAUUUCGACGCUGAGAUCGGCAUUUCUGACUUCUGAUUUCAACCACGUAGAAGAAAAAUUAAUAGCCAGAGAAACUAAACUAAAGAGGGAGAUUAUUAAGCUGAAGAGUGAGAAUGAAGUGCUGGAGGAAAAACACCAAUUUGAUAGGUUGGAAAAGCUUAACCUUGAGGAAGAGCGAAAUGCAGCAAAUGAGAGAUACGAGAAGCUACUGGAGGUGGUGAUGAGGGGAGUGGGAUCCGAUGAUAAAGUUACAAUGUUGGAGCUCAGGAGGAAGAACGAUGAGUUGGAGAGUGAAAAGAAGAAGCUUGAGGCUUUGCUUCAUAGUAAUUUUACAAGAUGGGAGAACAACAUUUCAAGGUUAGAGAAUGAUACAGAGGAAUUGAUGAACGAAAGGCGUAUGGGUUCAAGAAAAAUGAGAGGAAAAAGAGGAAAUUGUGGAAUGAUUGUUGAUGGUAAAAAGGACAAUUGUAGUGUAACCCGUUCCCCUGUCAUAGAUUUAGAGAAUGUGGAUGAUUUGAAUGAAAAUGGAAGCGUGGCAGCUAGCGCACCAGUCUCUCCUUUGAGUGAUCAUUCGCAUUCUAAAGGCAAUGGACAUCAGCAAAAUUCAGGUGCUCGCAAAUUUUCAUCCGGAGGCGCUGGUUUUAUUGUCUCUAGUGAUGAUGAUUGUGCACCCAGAGAAAAUUCAGGUUUGUCUGGGGUACAAAAGAAACCAAAGUUUCUCAAAAGAAAAUGUGCUUCAUCUCUGAGCAGUGGUGUUAAGGAGAAUGGUGAUGACAAUUUUGACGAGAUGGAGCAACACUCUAAGUUAAACCUUGAACCCUUUGGUUCUAAGGUGAAUCACUGCUCAGAAGCAGGUGUUACUUCCACUACUAAUGACCCAUCAAGUCGUGAUCCAGUGAACUUAAGACAAGCUGAAGAAGAAAUAGAGCCAGAACAGAAGUUAAUGGAAUUUAUUAGGCCUCUUGCGGAGGCGAGGGUUGAUUGUGAUAGUGGCAGUUCUAGUUCCAGUUCUUCUGAUUCUGAGGAUGGCAAUAGACGUCAGUUUUUAUACUCUUAUGCGAUGCAAAAGGUCAAAGAAAGAAAGGAAUACUUUUCAAGAGAUUCUUGUAUCUGAGGAUCCAUAUGGGAGGCUAAAAAGGAACUGUCAAGGAGAUGUAGGUGUAUGCUGGAGAACUUCUUUGUGACUGCAAGAGACCUAUCAGUGGUACUUUGAGCACUUUUUUGAGAUAUGCUAUAUGCUUGACAGAAUUUGAUCUGAGCCCUUUACUUUUGCUAUAUUGUAAGUAUGAACUCAUAAUUUCGACGGGAGCAAUACAAACCCGAGUAGUAGACAGUUUUCGUAUUGGGCUGGUCAGUGAAAUGGUGUAGUGAGUAAUCUGUUUACUAAUGUGAAUUUGCAGCUAUGGUUGCUCUAGUUUCUAUUUAUAUUUCCCUUGCUUCUUUUUUGGGUCAA